Episyrphus balteatus (marmalade hoverfly) is the source of this 3818-nucleotide messenger RNA. Its product is annotated as zinc finger protein 1. Gene Ontology annotation, molecular function: DNA-binding transcription factor activity, RNA polymerase II-specific; RNA polymerase II cis-regulatory region sequence-specific DNA binding. Gene Ontology annotation, biological process: regulation of transcription by RNA polymerase II. The coding region runs from base 1194 to 2813 and encodes 539 amino acids. The record is from RefSeq and is a predicted model, not a curated record. The transcript is spliced from 4 exons. Lineage: Eukaryota; Metazoa; Arthropoda; Insecta; Diptera; Syrphidae.
AAAUACACAAAAAAAGGCAAAAAAAAAAAACACAACGAAUCGAACCCCAACACAUAGACAUACAACACUCAACACACAACCGCCACACAAUCGACAUCCCUAACAACAGGCCCCCCACAGAAAACAGUCCAAUUCGGGAUUGACUGGAGUGUGGAGUGUGGCUCCGUAUAGCAAACAAACAAUAAAUUUUCUUCCUUUUCAACAACCAAAAAGGAUCUCUUCUCUUUUGCUGGCUCUGUUUUCGAGUGUAUACACAGAACCCAAAGCUAGAACCAGACCCAGAGCCACCUUCUUUUUAUACAACACACAUCUCGUUUCUACAAAAAAUCCUCGCUACAUACAUUUUUUCCUUUGCUUCGUGCUGCUGCUUGCUUAAAAGAAAAAAAGGGGAGGCAAAAAAUCACAUCACGGUAUCCUUUUUUUCCGAGAAAAUAUAUAAAAAACGCCACCGCAGCACUCUCCCAAAAAAAAAAUUCAGGACGAAAAGGACGAAAAUAAAAAAACAAAAAAGGCAAAAAUAUUGGGAAAAAAACGAGAAACUCCUACUCUCUCUCUAUACACUCUUAUUGCCGGUUCUUUGGAAAAAGGAAUCCUUUUUAUUUUUUCGACCACGGCCAACAACAUUCGGGGAGAUCUUUUUUCAUCCUUCGUCCUUUAUUCACCACCUCGCACUCUGUCGUCUUCCGCUAUACUUUUUUGCCCAUAUUUACACGCCCGCCGCGAGUGGUACGAAAAAUAAAAGAAAAGAAAAAAUAGUUGAAAAAAAAAAAUUAAUCAGAAAAAAAAAACAAGGAUAUAGAUACCUACAGUCGUUUGUUGGGUUGUCCUGGAUAAUUUUUUUUUUCGAGGUUUGUACGUAUUAUCCUGUCUUCGGGUUUUCGGGAAAGUGUCGCACGACGGCGAAAGUUUUUUUUCUCUCCGGUUUUUUGUUUUUUUUUUUCCACUCUCGUAUUGAGAGUGGGUGGUGUUGGUUGGGCCGACACGACGACGACGACAAAGACCCACCAUUUUAUUAGUACAAAGGACAUCAGCUGUAAAUGGGAGUUGAAUAAGGAUAUAAACGACAACCAACUACGUGGAGGUAGAAGAAGAGCACCAUUAUACGAGGAAAAUAAUACAACGACGACGGGAAAUUCCUUUGAACCUUUUUUGGUGAUUUUCCUUCGGACACAUCGUAAUUGUUAUUCAUCAUUAUGAAUUUCACACCAUUUGGGGGUCCAUUUCCCGGUACCAUACCUGGAAUACCACAAUUUACAUCAACAUCAGCUCCACUUGUUACAACUGUAACAACAAAUCAAGACACAUCCACUAAUCGUUAUCACAAUUCAACAUCAGCAGCUGCAGCAGCUGUCAAUAUGACACACUUCAAUCAACCCCUCCAAACGACAACAAGUACAAUUCCUACGGCCAAGUUCCGCACAGAAGAUGCCACAAAUACAGACAAGUACAACAAUGGUCACCUCGUGACAACAGGACUAACGCAACAGCAGUAUACAAAUCCUUAUAGCCAGCAAUCGGAAGGUGAUAAGCGUUUAGCUGUGCCAACUAUUUCAUAUGCUCAGAAUGCAUUAACUGCGACAACAGUUUCUGGUGUGGCAGGAGGUCAUAUACAGCAGGCACCACAAGAAUUGACGCAAGAUCUUUGCAAUGCAAUAUUACAACAGCAAAGUGUUGACUCCAAAAGAGGCGUUCUUCAAAAUACUACGUGGCAGAGUUUAACUCCUGGAACGACAGUAGCUGAUUAUUUAUCACAUCUACCUGCAAGUACUCUACCACUGUCGCUACAUCAUUUUCUAAAAUAUUCAGCCGAAACAAUUAAGAAAGAGAAUCAAAAUGUAGUACAAACAGCACCACCAAUUGGACUAAGCACAAUAACCAUACCUCAGCAUCAAGCUACCAAUCAGCUUGUGCCGCACCAGCAAGGACAACAACAGCAGCAACAACAACAACAACAACUAACAACGCAACAGCAUCCUCAGCAAGUCACCUCAGUCAAUGCAUCAACCUCAACGGCUACCACAACAGGCACAACUACCAAGAAGAAAAAACGUAAAAAACAUCCGAAAGAACGAAAACCCAAAUUGCGUCCAGGUGAAAUCCGUCUUACAACAGCCCUAGAUGGCAGCACACUCUACAUGUGUCCCGAAUGUCAAGUAGCUUAUCCCGAGCAAGAUCUUCUGGAAUUACAUCUCGUUGGUCACAAUCUCGAAAGAAGAUAUAUCUGCGAUAUUUGUAAUGCCGCUUUAAAGCGAAAAGAUCACCUAACGCGUCACAAACAAUCGCAUAAUCCUGAAAGACCUUUCAUUUGUACCGUUUGCCUGAAAGCUUUCAAGAGAAAGGAACAAUUGAGUUUGCAUUUUGUUAUUCAUUCGGGAGAGAAACGACACAUAUGCAUCGAAUGUGGUAAAGGAUUCUAUCGCAAGGAUCACCUACGAAAACAUACUAGAUCGCACAUAGCAAGACGAGUUAAGGCGGAGUUGAGUAUGCAAAAUCAAAAUGGCGGAACGAGUAUGUUGCAACCGAAUGUAACAAUACAGCAACAAGCGCAAGCAGCAAUGCAACAACAUCAACAACAGCAGCAACAACAACAGCAACAACAACAGCAGCAACAACAGCAACAGCAGCAACAACAAGCGCAGCAACAACAACAACAAAGCAAUCAACAACAACAACAAGUGGUGCAACAACAACAACAUCAAAUGCAUCAGCAACAACAAAUGCAACAACAACAACAACAUCUCAAUCAAACACAACAAAAUGUUGCCCAGCAACAUCAACAACAACAACCACAACAAAAUCAAAUGAUGAACUGAGGGUGCGAGAGGCAAAGCGGUCUUCAACCUGAUGCCACCCUUGCCUCUAUAAUCGAUGUAAGUAGAAUCCUAAAUGCCUCCAGGAAUUUUGUUGCUUAGUAUAAGUAAAGGAAUGGAAUGGAAACGGAAUGUAUAGUCUAAUUUUAUAUAAACAAAACCAAAAAAAAAAAAAAAAACAACCAAAAACUAAACAAUUCGAUGUAUAUGUAGUUUGUAUAUCCUUAUCAUAGUUCAAGGCUUUGUUUAUUUAUUUUUUUAUUUUUGUACGGUUCCGAGUUAGAAAACACUUUUUAAAAAAUUCAACCAAAUUUCAGUAUUUUGAGAUAGGUCCCGAAUCUUUAAACUCUAAAUCUACCUUAAUGAAGCUUUUUGAAGGCCUCGCAAUGUUACCGUUCCAAUUUUAUACAUAAAAUGUCUUUCUGAUCGAUAUCGGUAUUACAAGCUCUGUUCAUUUCCCAAAACAAUCACUAUCACAGAACAAUUUUUAAAUACAAAAAUGUCCCGACAGCUUGCUGAUAGUUCCGUAUCGUAUUCAAACAGAGCUAAUAGCCCAUAUGCGUCAAAACAGGGCGACUAAAAACAUUAUUAUCUGCUCCACAAAACACUCAUCAGUAUUUGGCAACAAUAAUCUAGUACUUUCAUAUACAAAUUCCAACUAACAAUUUUACUUUUAAAAAGCUUACAGAUGCUCUUUCAGCAAGAAAAUAAGAAAGUUUAAAAAGAUAUGCUUGUGAAGUAGCCAUUACAUGAUUAUGUUAGGUACAACUGUCGUUCUGUUCGAUUUUACAUUAUCUACUCGUGAUUAAAAAGCUAUGUAGAGUAAAACUAUGGUUAUUAUUAGAAGAAAUUGAGAAAUAGUGUACCAAAAUAAUGAAAUGUGCGACAAGUCAAAUAUCCAAAAAAUGUCAGUUUAAAAGCUAUUCCCAAAAAAUUGUCACGCUUCCCUUAAGCUGGUAAAACCAAGCAUCAUCUAACGUCAAUGUCACAUUUAAAAGUAAGUGAAGA